AUCUACUUGGAACUUGUGGCAGGUAAAAAAGACCAGAGAAAGCCCCUUGCACAGCUGCAUCCUUCGUCUCUUCCCAUGGCAACUCUUCCUCCUCCUCCCACUGGCUCCCUCCCAGAAGAAACCCAAAAGGAGAAGAAAGGGGAGGAACAAAACCCAACACCCUUGCAGGAGUAUGACGACCUCAUCUCCACCCUCCCACUGGAUGAAGGAUGGCUUCCCGUGCGGCUUCGGAAAUACCAAGGCUCUUGGUUCCCCGAACUCAACCUGCCGGGUGUUAUCGCUAUCCAGCAACACUUCAAGGCUCGACCCACCGACCUCUUCGUGCUGAGCUUCCCCAAGGCCGGAACCACCUGGCUAAAAGCACUGACAUUCGCCAUCACGACUCGGACCCAACAUCCCUUGGCUCACCACCCUCUCCAUAGUCUCAACCCUCAUCAGUGCGUGGUCACCAUGGACAGAAUCUUCGCCCUUGGUCAGGCUUCCACGAUAGAAGCUAUGCCUUCUCCUCGCAUCCUCAGCACCCACAUGCCUUUCUCUCUGCUGCGGGACUCGAUCGAGGGCUCCGGCUGCCGGAUCAUAUAUGUCUGCCGGGAUGUCAAGGACGUGUUGGUCUCCUGGUGGCACUUCAAUGACAAGAUGAGGCCUCCGGAGAUGGACCGAGUUCCAUUUGCGAAGGCCUUGGAGAUGUUCUGCGAGGGUAUUUGCCCCUCCGGCCCGAUAUGGAGUCAUGUUCUCGAGUACUGGGAGGAGAGCUUGAGAAGGCCGGAGAAGGUGCUGUUCUUGAAGUAUGAGGAGAUGAUGGAGGAGCCCAUGUCGCAUGCCAAAAGAUUGGCCGAGUUCAUGGGGUGCCCGUUCUCCCUGGAGGAAGAGAGAGAAGGGGUGGUAGAGGAGAUCUUGAAGCUCUGCAGCUUUGAGAAGCUGAGAAACUUGGAGGUCAACAAGACGCAUAAACGCGACGCCGUGCACCUCGCGAAGUUUGACUCGCUCUUCAGGAAAGGAAAGGUGGGGGAUUGGAGGAACCACAUGAGCCCGGAGAUGGCUCGCAAGCUGGACGAGAUCACCCAGCAAAACUUCAAGGAUUCCGGUUUCACCGUCUGACAGUGCUGUGGGUUUGCAAUAAUCCUUUUUUUUUUGGCUGAAAUUUGCAAUAAUCCUUCGCAAGGAGUUUAGUUAAUAAGCCAACUGCAGUUCUAGAGAGAGCUGUUUCUGUUGAACUGCACUGCAAAGUAGCCAGUUUUUUAUAAAUUUGUACUUCCUUUCGAUAUUAAAUCUAAGUCAUGCAGCUUGUAAUCUCUGGUUAGCCUUCGCUAACCAAGUUUGGUUCUGGUUUUGAAUAAAUUUGAUUUGGGUUUUUCCCCAAGCCUUUUCUCUCA
Molecule: messenger RNA, 1373 nt
Organism: Phoenix dactylifera (date palm)
Lineage: Eukaryota; Viridiplantae; Streptophyta; Magnoliopsida; Arecales; Arecaceae
Source: RefSeq, a predicted model, not a curated record